Messenger RNA from Dioszegia hungarica, 2496 nucleotides. RefSeq lists its product as uncharacterized. Gene Ontology annotation, biological process: maturation of SSU-rRNA from tricistronic rRNA transcript (SSU-rRNA, 5.8S rRNA, LSU-rRNA); ribosome biogenesis; endonucleolytic cleavage of tricistronic rRNA transcript (SSU-rRNA, 5.8S rRNA, LSU-rRNA). The record is from RefSeq and is a predicted model, not a curated record. Gene Ontology annotation, molecular function: GTPase activity; U3 snoRNA binding; GTP binding. Gene Ontology annotation, cellular component: preribosome, small subunit precursor; nucleus. The transcript has 11 exons. NCBI's taxonomy places the organism in Eukaryota, Fungi, Basidiomycota, Tremellomycetes, Tremellales, Bulleribasidiaceae. Bases 1 to 2496 code for a protein of 831 amino acids.
AUGUCGACCUCGCACUCCCACCGACCGACUCUCAAACAGAACAAUAAGAACUUCAAGUCAAAGCACUCGUCGAAAGGCUCUUUGAAAGCUGCGGCGAAGGGCAAGAUCGUCAGCUCGUCGAUAUCGACCAAGGGCGGCAAGCAGCUCGCUUCGGCCACCAAGAAGGCUCGGCUCAAUGCCAAUGCGCAAAAGCGAGAGCUGAAGCGGAGGAACGUGUCAGAGGAUGUCAAGUUCUUCAGUACGAGCAGCGGGGGCGGGAGUGUACCUCGAAUCAUCACGGUCAUCCCCUUAAUCUCCAACCUCUUGCCUCGGCGUUUCCUCCUCGACCUCCUUCCUUCGCUCGGUCUUCCCCCUUCCGAGCUCGCAGAAGUGAUCUCGACUGUCCGGUCUACAGGAACUUACCUCAUCCGAGCUCCCCGCUUCAAGACAACUCUGCAGAUCAACGUCCUCCCGCCCCUUUCAGUCUACGCCGCGCUGGACGCUGCGCUCGUCAGCGACUAUGUAGUGCUCCUGAUGAGCUCGACGAGGGAGGUGCAGCUGGAGGGAGAGGCGGUGCUGCGGUGUCUGCAGGCGCAGUGUGGUGGGGUGGAGAUCGUGCCAGUGGUCCAGGCACCAGAAGACGAGCCCAUCACGCCCCAGACCCGAACCGGCAUCCACAAAUCCCUGUUAUCCUUCUCGCGCUACUUCUUCCCAUCAGCCGAAAAGGUACAUUCGGCCGAUACGCCCAGCGAGUCGGCGCUACUCGCUCGGGCUUUGUGCGAAGCCACGCCCAAGACGAGCCGAGACGAGGGACGGGCAUAUCUCGUAGCGGAGGGGAGUGAGGGCGUGAAGUGGGUCCCAGGGCCGGAUGGUGUGGAGGGAGGAGAGGAGCUUGGGAGUCUAGAAGUCACAGGUACAAUUCGGGGAGGAUGCUUGAGUGCGGACAGGCUGGGACAUAUCCCCGGACAGGGAGAUUUCCAGAUCCUACGGGGACCGCCAUCAUCCCUCGCCCUGGCGGCGAAACCACACCAAAAGGCCGCUCUCAUGUCGAUCGACGAAUCCACCCCUAGCCUCUCCUCGCCGGGCGAAAACGCCGAUGACCUCACCGCGACCAACGUUCCUGAUCCACUAGCGAACGAGCAGACCUGGCCUACCGAGGAGGAGAUGGAAGGCGCAGGGCCAUCUCGGCUGGGCGGGGAAGAUGGAGUACGGACGAAGCGGGUGCCGAAAGGUACAAGCGCGUACCAGGCUGCGUGGAUCAUCGGAGAAGACGGCGGGGCGGGUGACGAUGAUGAUGAGGAUGAUGAUGAAGAUGGGGAGGAUAUGGAUGAAGAUGACGGGCUGGAUGGGAUCGACGAGAAUGCAGCGAGGUUCUUGGGUGAUGGAGAGGAGACGGAGGAAAUUGAGCUGGACUCGAGGAGGAGCGAGGUACAUCGUGAUCUGGACCCAGAGCAGGAGGAGCGCGAGUAUGCGGUAUACCUCAAAGCCCGAGCGCGAGCAGCAGAGGAGGACCAAGCCUUCCCUGAUGAGAUCGACACACCCCGCCAUAUCCCCGCCCGAACGCGAUUCCAGCGAUUCAGAGGGCUCAAGUCAUUCCGUACGAGCCCUUGGGACCCGUAUGAGAAUCUCCCGGAGGACUAUGCGCGGAUAUUCCAGUUUGAGAGUUGGGGCGGGACACGGAAGCGGGUCGAGCGCGAGGGUAGGGAGGUCGGGAUCAAGGCGGGAACAAGAGUGACGGUCGUUCUGAAGAAUGUACCGAAGCGCGUAUUGGAGAACCACAACCCCGCCCUGCCGUUUAUUCUGCACGGGCUGCUGCAGCAUGAGCACAAGCAAUCUGUGAUCCACUUUGUGGUACAGCGGAAUACGGAAUACGAGGAGCCCGUCAAAGCGAAGGACCCGCUCAUCCUCUGUGUCGGGGCACGGCGGUACACUGUCCGCCCGGUCUAUUCUCAGCACAUCCGUGGUGGUGGACGGGGUGUCAAUAACGUUCACAAGUCUGAAAAGUAUCUGCGACCGGGACAAGCGACGGUCGCUACCUGCUUCGGCCCCAUCACAUUCGGCAAGGCUGGUGUUGUCCUGCUCAAAGACGAAGGCGAGGACCAGGUACCCAGCCUUGUAGCUAUGGGCACCCCCCUACCACCCGACCCCACCCGUAUAGCUGCCAAACGCCUUAUCCUUACUGGCCACCCCUUCAAGAUCCACAAAAAGACAGCAACGAUCCGAUACAUGUUUUUCGACCGGGACGAUGUCGAUUUCUUCAAGCCUAUCGAGCUGCAUACCAAGCUCGGCAAAACCGGACACAUCACCGAGGCGCUGGGUACGCAUGGGUACUUCAAGGCGCACUUUGAUGGACCGAUCCAGGGGAUGGAUACGGUCUGUAUGAAUCUGUACAAGAGGCAGUUCCCCAAGUGGUCAGAGGAGUUCACGCCGCCUGCGAUCACGGAGAUUGUGGACCGGACGGGUCGGCCAGAUGAAGAGGAGGCGGGAGAGGGGGACGGUAUGGAUGUGGAGGAGUAG